AUGGGCACAACUGUUGAAAAAGUAGCUCUCGGCGGCCUCAUCGGCAUCACAUACCUCGGCGGUUUCAGCCGCUUCACCCAUGGGCAAUACACUCCAGCCUUUCACCGAUACCAGGUUGAUCGAGCACCUGACGACGAGUCCACGAGGCUGAUCCCGAUUAUGGACGUGACUCUCGCGACGAUGCUCGUUUUUCGGAGAACACGAACCGUUGCCGCGCUGCUUGGCACCUUCUUCCAGUGUGUCGGGCUGGUUAUGCGUGUUGCAAGUCGCAAGCCCAUGAUACCUGAUAUUCUGCUUGCUUCGAUCACAGGAUUUGUUGCAUGGUCUUCCUACAAACUCAAUCCGCAUUUUUGGUAG
Clonostachys rhizophaga is the source of this 357-nucleotide messenger RNA. The record is from the annotation of a GenBank genome assembly. Lineage: Eukaryota; Fungi; Ascomycota; Sordariomycetes; Hypocreales; Bionectriaceae.